AUGCCAACAAACUGGGAAGAUUUGCUAUGGCGUCCGUUGCAUACUGUAAAAGCUACCAUGGAUUAUCAAAGCGAUCAUCCUAUGGAUUUAUGUUUUGAAGUUGGUGAUAUUAUUGAUGUCCUUGGCAUCGAAAAUGAUAAUUGGUGGAAUGGCUGCAUCGUAGAAUGUCAUGGCGCAAAAUCAAAGAAUUUUGGUUCAUUUCCAAAAAUCUUUGUCGAAAUAAUCGAUGAAUCUCCUCAAAAAUCAUCUAAACCUAAAAAAAUUACAAAUACUUGGUUUAAAGAUGAGCUUCAAAAGGCUUUAGGACAACAGAGUGAGAAUGUUAUCUCGAAAUCAAAACCGAUCGUUAAUUCAAAAUCUUUGGUUAAAUCUCAACCAUCUGCUGAUAAACUACCACCGCCACUACCUUCACGUGAAAAACUUAUGAUCCGUCAAAAUUCUACAUCUUCAGUCGAAACUGUCGCUUCAAGGAAGAUAUCUCCGACGAGACAAGAUUCGUAUCGUCUAGAUAGUCCGGUACUUAGAAGGAAGAAUUCAUCUAAUUCUAUCGGUAGUGAAAAAAGCAGCAGCAAAGCUUCAACCGCCUUUUCAAUCGACAGUGAAACACUUGUUGAGUCUGAAGAGGAUCCUGAUCCUAUUAGUCGUUGCUUGCCUAUAGUUGACAAGGAUUUCGAAGAAUAUUUGGUAACGUCCG
Molecule: messenger RNA, 694 nt
Organism: Racocetra persica
Lineage: Eukaryota; Fungi; Glomeromycota; Glomeromycetes; Diversisporales; Gigasporaceae
Source: the annotation of a GenBank genome assembly